AUGAUAGAAAUAUUUUGUACUGCAAUUGUUGUGAUCACCAUAUUGAUUGUGGGGGUAUUUGUUUUUAUGAUUAUAGGAACCAGAAAAAAAAAAUUAAUAUUAGAUAAUAUGUUUUAUAUAAAUAGCAAGUAUAAAAUUGAUCUGGAUAAAAUCAUUGUGAAAAUGAAAAACAAAAAUGUAAUUAAUAUUGAUGAUGUAGAUGAUGAGGAAUUAUUGGCUAUCUUAUUUACAUCUAAACAAUUUGAAAAAAUAUUAAAAAAUAAUGAAGAUAGCAAAUAUUUAGAAAAUAAAGUUUUCUGUAGUGUGUUCCUUGAACCAAGUACAAGAACAAGAUGUUCUUUUGAUGCUGCAAUUUUAAAAUUAGGUUCCAAGGUUUUAAAUAUCACUGAUAUGAAUUCUACUUCUUUUUAUAAGGGAGAAACUGUUGAAGAUGCCUUUAAGAUAUUGUCAACAUACGUGGACGGAAUUAUAUACAGAGAUCCAUCAAAGAAAAAUGUCGAUCUUGCUGUUUCUUCUUCAAGCAAGCCAAUUAUUAAUGCCGGUAAUGGAACAGGGGAACAUCCAACUCAGUCUCUCUUAGAUUUUUAUACAAUUCAUAAUUACUUCCCAUUUAUUCUAGAUAGAAAUAUAAAUAAAAAACUUAAUAUAGCCUUCGUUGGAGACUUGAAAAAUGGAAGAACUGUACAUUCACUUAGCAAACUACUUAGCAGAUACAACGUCAGUUUUAAUUUUGUUUCAUGUAAAUCGUUGAAUAUUCCUAAAGAUAUAGUAAAUACAGUUACCUAUAACUUAAAAAAAAACAAUUUUUAUAGCGAUGAUUCUAUCAAAUAUUUUGAUAAUUUAGAGGAAGGCAUAAAAGACGUUCAUAUAAUUUAUAUGACUAGAAUACAAAAAGAAAGAUUUAAUGAUGUAGAUGAAUAUAAUCAAUAUAAAAACGCAUUCAUUCUGAGUAAUAAAAUUUUAGAAAACACAAGAGACGAUACAAAGAUACUUCACCCUCUUCCAAGAGUUAAUGAAAUAAAAGUGGAAGUAGAUAGUAAUCCAAAAAGUGUUUAUUUCACACAAGCAGAAAAUGGAUUAUAUGUAAGAAUGGCUUUAUUAUAUCUCAUUUUUUCAUCAAAUAGCUAG
Messenger RNA from Plasmodium adleri (nom. inval.), 1128 nucleotides. RefSeq names its product aspartate carbamoyltransferase. NCBI's taxonomy places the organism in Eukaryota, Apicomplexa, Aconoidasida, Haemosporida, Plasmodiidae. The record is from RefSeq and is a predicted model, not a curated record. The transcript has 3 exons. Gene Ontology annotation, biological process: 'de novo' pyrimidine nucleobase biosynthetic process; amino acid metabolic process. Bases 1 to 1128 code for a protein of 375 amino acids. Gene Ontology annotation, molecular function: aspartate carbamoyltransferase activity; amino acid binding.